Molecule: messenger RNA, 495 nt
Organism: Coregonus clupeaformis (lake whitefish)
Lineage: Eukaryota; Metazoa; Chordata; Actinopteri; Salmoniformes; Salmonidae
Product: frizzled-8-like
Exons: 2
Coding region: 1-495 (164 amino acids)
Biological process (GO): non-canonical Wnt signaling pathway; canonical Wnt signaling pathway
Cellular component (GO): plasma membrane
Molecular function (GO): Wnt-protein binding; Wnt receptor activity
Source: RefSeq, a predicted model, not a curated record
AUGAAGUGGGGCAACGAGGCGAUCGCUGGGUACUCGCAGAACUUCCACCUGGCCGCCUGGCUGGUGUCCAGCGUCAAGACCAUCGACGUGCUGGCCCUGAGUGCCGCAGACGGAGACCCUGUGGCAGGAAUAUGCUACGUGGGCAACCAGAGCGUGGAGAGCCUGCGGGGCUUUGUGCUUGCUCCCCUGGUGGUCUACCUCUUCACAGGCUCCCUCUUCCUCCUAGUGGGGUUUGUAUCAUUGUUCCGCAUCCGCAGUGUCAUCAAGCAGCGGGGGACCAAGACAGACAAGCUGGAGAAGCUGAUGUUAAGGCUGGGCCUCUUUACAGUCCUCUACACGGUCCCUGCCGCGGUGGUGGUGGCCUGUCUGGUGUACGAGCAGCACCUUAGGCCCCAGUGGGACACAGGACUUUCCUGCUCCUGCCAGGCUGAGAGACAGAGGCUAGUCCUAGGGCCAGACCACGCCAUCUUCAUGCUCAACCUGUCCAUUUGGUGA